Dendroctonus ponderosae (mountain pine beetle) is the source of this 2866-nucleotide messenger RNA. Its product is annotated as propionyl-CoA carboxylase alpha chain, mitochondrial. Gene Ontology annotation, molecular function: metal ion binding; ATP binding; propionyl-CoA carboxylase activity. The transcript has 9 exons. Gene Ontology annotation, cellular component: mitochondrion. The record is from RefSeq and is a predicted model, not a curated record. Bases 643 to 2775 code for a protein of 710 amino acids. NCBI's taxonomy places the organism in Eukaryota, Metazoa, Arthropoda, Insecta, Coleoptera, Curculionidae.
GCUUCAUUGUUUAGUUUCGUUUCGGUUUCUCUCGCCUCCACUAAUCCCCAGCCACUAUUAAUCGAAUUGGGACGACUGGUAGUUUAAGUGAAGUGGAAUUUAAAUAAUUCAAAUGCAGUAACAUUGGAUUCUUAUUCAACUAUUGAACAGCGUAUGCCCAGAGCAUGACGACAAAUAUGACCAGUUGAUAAGGGUAAAGUAGCCAUAACGGAAAAUGGGCAAAUUAAGUUAUGCGUGUGAAAUGCGAAUUGUUUUACACGAAGGAAUUUGCAAAUGACCGGAAAUUAAAUUAUUCAGAUCCGAUGUGUCAGAACUUUUGAGUUUAUUCUUGUGUAGAAGACAGUGAAUUUCAACUGAAAUAACAACAAAUGUUUCAUUGUGACUUUAGUUUCAAUCUUCUGAAUUAAAAAAUUGGUACCAGUUAGAACAUUUUGCACUGAGAGAAAAUAAACAAACGACAGUUGAUAAUAGUGCAACGAUAAUAAUGAAUAAUCAGUGAACUUUCUGGAGAAAGCCCAAGUUCAGCACGGAUGGUGAACUCGAGGAGAUAACCUCGUGCUAUGUUGAUUAGGAAUUGAAAAUAUCGACAGUAUGACAAGUUUUACCAACAAAAAUACAUAAUAUAUCCAAGUGCCCUGAAACAUGUUGCCAAAGAGCCAACAAAAUGUGUUUAAACACAUCUGCUCGUGCUGUGAUUGGACGCAGAAAUUCCAGCGCCGCUUUCAAAUGAGAAGAGCCUGCAAGAGUAAUGCAAGUGAACUCAGUAUCCAUAAAGUGCUAAUAGCAAACCGAGGUGAAGUAGCAUGCAGAAUAAUCCGCACCGCCAAGAGAAUGGGUAUAAAAACGGUAGCUGUAUAUUCAGUCGCUGAUUCACAAGCGGCGCACGUGCAACUGGCUGACGAGAGGGUCCUUAUUGGACCUUCUUCAGCAAUAAAAUCAUACUUAAGCAUUCCAAACAUUAUGGAAGCGGUUCGUAAAACUGGAGCUGAUGCUGUACAUCCAGGAUAUGGCUUCUUGUCCGAGAAUUCAGAAUUUGCAACCGUUCUUGAAUCAGAGAACGUCGUGUUUAUAGGACCAUCCGCCGAUGUUAUUUCCAGAAUGGGCGAUAAACUAGAGUCAAAGCGAACGGCACUGGCGGCCGGCGUGAAUGUUAUUCCUGGAUUUGAUGGCAUCGUCACAGAUGCAGAUCAUUGUAUUCACAUUGCAAGAGCCAUCGAGUAUCCUGUUAUGAUUAAGGCAGCUGCAGGUGGAGGUGGCAAGGGUAUGAGAGUUGCCAGAAACGACCUAGAAGUAAGGGAAGUCUUCCUACUCUGCAUUCAAGAAGCGAUCUCCAGUUUUGGAGAUAAUCGCAUGUUGGUGGAGAGAUACAUAGAUAAUCCUCGACAUAUUGAGAUCCAAAUACUGGGAGAUCGACACGGCCAUGUUAUUCACUUGAACGAACGAGAAUGCAGCAUUCAGCGUAGGAACCAGAAAGUAAUCGAAGAAGCUCCAAGUGUACUUCUAGAUGAAGGAAAAAGAGAAGACAUGGGAAAGCAAGCAGUGGCGUUCUGCAAGCAAUUGGGUUAUUUCUCAGUCGGCACUGUUGAAUUUCUGAUGGACCGAGCCAAACAAUUCUAUUUUUUGGAAAUGAACACCAGGCUGCAGGUGGAGCACCCAGUGACCGAAUGUAUAACUGGCAUAGAUCUGAUUGAGGAAAUGUUCAGAGUGGCAAAUGGUUUUCAAUUGAGAAUGACUCAAGCUGAUGUGAAAAUAAAUGGGUGGGCUAUAGAAAGUAGGGUGUAUGCAGAGGAUCCUUAUAGAAAUUUCGGGUUGCCUUGCACUGGCAGGAUUUACAAAUAUCAAGAACCUCAGCAUCUAUUAGGAGUGCGCUGUGACAGUGGCGUUAAUGAAGGCAGCAAAAUCAACAUGCACUAUGACCCGUUGAUAUCUAAGCUGAUUUGUCAUGCCAACACCCGAGAGGACGCCAUUCAAAAGAGUAUCGAAGCAUUGGAUUCUUACAUAAUAAGAGGAAUCAGUCACAAUAUACCUAUUUUGCGGGAUAUCCUGAGCCAACCCACAUUUCACGAAGGUAGUAUUAGCGCAAACUAUUUGCCUGAUACAUAUCCCGAGGGAUUCAAAGGACUUAGCCUGAAGGAACGUGACAGAAGUCAACUGGUAGCUGUUGCGGCAGCCUUAUUCGUUGCAAAUGAGCUAAGGAGUCGCUCCUUGAUCAAUAUUCCCAACUUCCAGAUACGCGUAGAAGAGCAGGAUAGCUGGCAUUUGUUUAUUAACUUCGACCAAGAACAGCUCCAUGUAGACGUCUGCCAGACGAAUGGCCAAUUUCGAGUUGACAUUGCGGGAAGCGCCACAUUUUCCAUAGACAAAAACGAUAUGAAAUUGUCUGAGCUUAUUAUCAAUCCAACAGUGGAUGGCAAAACUCGCGUUUUCCAAUUGCUCGCAAAGAGCGCUGGCGGUGAAUAUCAGAUAAUAUACAAGGGCAACCUAUACACUCUGUAUAUUCUCUCAAGAAAAGCUUCUAAAUAUCUGAGGCUAAUGCCAAAAAAGCUGCACGAAGACCAGGUCAAUGAAGUGCGAGCACCGAUGUCGGGGCUGGUCAAGUCAGUAUUAUGCUCAGAAGGAGACUGGGUGAUGAAAGGUCAAGAACUCUUGGUUAUAGAGGCAAUGAAAAUGCAAAAUUUUCUGGUGGCUCCUUCGUAUGCACAUGUUAAAGACGUCAUUGUAGAUGUGGGAGAUACAGUUCGAAACGGUGAGACUCUAAUUCGAUUAGAUUGUUGACAAUUUGUCUGUCUAUUUGUAACUAUUAUUCUUAUGCUUUCCUAUGCUAUAUUGAAUGGUUCAGAUGAUUAAAAAUGUUUAAUACUGAAAA